This is a messenger RNA of Pararge aegeria (speckled wood butterfly), 3655 nucleotides long. RefSeq names its product flocculation protein FLO11. The record is from RefSeq and is a predicted model, not a curated record. The transcript has 6 exons. The coding region runs from base 264 to 3281 and encodes 1005 amino acids. Lineage: Eukaryota; Metazoa; Arthropoda; Insecta; Lepidoptera; Nymphalidae.
UUGCCUGUAACGUGAGUGUGCUGAUCGGGACAAUUCCCAUAAACGUGUGCACUGUACAGCUGUUGUACACCGCAAAUAAAACCCGGACGUGAGUCCCACAUCCCAUCCCAUUGGCUUAACUGUUUUAUAUUACCUAUAGAAUACGGAUAAUGAUAUUGAUGUCGGUAUCCACUACGCGAGCGCAUUAAUCAAAAUGCGAGUUCGCCACAGUCACUUCUCAGCGUGAUAAUUUUGGUACAAGCGGACAAACGAAAAAACGUGCCAUGGAUCGUCGGAUAUUUAUCUUUUUGGCGGUUUCUGCCCACCUAUGUAGCAUAGCGGCAGGCGAGGGACCCGCUAACAAUUUCCUCACUCAAACUGUCUACGGGUUCCUGGAUUUUACAACUACGAUCGGGAACACUGUCAUGGUUUUCUCACCACAAUCUGCACCUCCUCCAGAACCACCGCAAACAGAAAAAUCUGUUCAAGAAAAUAUUAUUGAAACUAAACCACCACCUAUUAACAACGUUAAGCCGGAGGCGAUCAAACCAACGAAAACCUCAGAUAAGGAUAAAACUAAUAAAGCACCAGUCGUGGCUUCAAGUGCUAUUUCCGUGGUAACGUCUCCUCCAAAAAAAGACGAUAAAGUUAUCAGUAUUUCUAAAUCGGUUCCUAAAGAACAAAAACAAAUAAUAACAAAAGUUGAAGUGGUUGCGGGGCCCUCUAAAAUUGUUGAAAAUAGCCCAAAACAACCAGCGGUGAAACCUAACAAACCAUCUUCACAAGCUAAGAAGCAGCAAAAAAAUCAAGCUAUUAAAAGUGUAACCAAUAUAGUAAGUAGUAAAGUUGAAGUAAAACAAAAUCCUGCACCAUCUUCAAUAAUUAACACCAAAAUUAGUAGCGCAAUUCAAAUAAAGUCGAGCCAAGUUGAAGAAGAACCCGCAAUUUUAGUUUCUAAUAACAUUGGUGAGCCAGAAUAUGAUUAUCUGUCACGACAACCUUCAGAAUUUGUAGAGGAGACUUAUCGAGUAAUUAAUUUACGACCAUCAAAAGCACAUGCACAGAAGCCAAAGAAUAAUUUAAAAAACCGUCACCAGCCAACUCCACCUCCAGAAGAUGAUGAACAUCCAAUAGGUUUAGUUACUACUCUUGGAGGAACAAUUGUUAAAGAUGGGCUUACAACAGUUCAUGAAACCAGUGUCAUAGGUACAUAUAUAUCAGGAAAAUACGCCCAAGUCUUAAACAGCAACUCAAAAAUAUUGCAAUCUGGCCAUAAAGCAAAAAUAUCACCAAGUUCUCCUCAUAGAAUCUUAAAAACAGCUGCACCUGCCAUAUCAAAGAAUCAUAGGCAUAAUCUUGAACCUACUCCAUCUGUCGGUGAUGGAGAUAACAACAAUAAAACACCGCGGCGACAAGGAAAUAGUGGAAGUUCUUUUAAAAAUCGUCACAAGCCUCAAAAUGGUGAUAAUGUCGAGAGUGCUGAGCCUCCUAGCCAAGGCAAAAAAUUCAAAAACAGAAAUUCUUCACAUGCUCAACGCACUCAGAGUACACGUUUUGGUCGACCAGCAAACAAACCUCAACUGGCAACCAUAUCUGUUUUCAGUGAAUCGUCGUCACCGCCUUUCUCUAAUAGAAGAAAAAGCAACCGAAACUCUGGUCAUAAAACCACAGUGACACCUUCAAGCAACAGUGACAGUCAAGGAAGACGUGGGUUCAAGUCUCGUAUACAGCCUACAGCAGUGGAGCAAGUCACACCAGCACCAACAAGCGUUUAUAAAUUUAAGCUUAAUCGAGCACCAGGGUCUGGACGUUGGCAGUAUAAAACAAGUCCUAAACCUAAAGUUACUAUUCGCAAGUCAAACAGUGACGAUGAGCAACAAACAACGCCAAGUUUAAAUCCGCUGUUUGACGAUUCGCCAUCUAACGAACUCCAAGCAAGAUCUGAUAAUGAUUUAGAGCAAUCUGGUUCUCAGAGUGGACCUGGAACUCUAGUCGAAAACGAUACUGAUGACACCUUAGAAAAACCUCCACCAGUUGAAACACUUAAAGUAGAAAUUUCCACGCCAGCUGAUUUUCGAGAUGUUUAUUACGAAAUCGCAACGCUUAAGUCACCUUACACUUUUCAGGUUGGACGUGUAAAAAACACACGCAUUAUAACAGUGACAACGACUAUUGAAAAACGAAUCGAACCUACCCAGAUGCCUUUUAAUUCACAAAAUCCACUAAAUGAACCACUAACUGAAAACAUAUUGGCUACUGCUUCACCUUAUGGAAAAGAUAACUAUUUUUUGGAUUCCAGUAUAGCAACUUUACCCGCAAUAACACUUUCCUCAGAUGUCGAAACUCCUCCGCUAGAAACUAUUACUGAAACAUUUAGUACGACACAAAAUAUGCUUAAAACACACAUAUUGCCAAUCGUAAGGGAGCCUAACAUAACCAGUAGUCUUACCUUUAUACAGACCUAUCAAAUAACAAGACUCGUAACAGCUACAAAAACACUACCUCCAAUGGAAUUCUUCCAGUUCAUACCAAGCAAAACCCUUAAGGAGUUUAACAGUCGCUUAGAUGAAGCUGGAUCUGAACUUCACCUGGAGUUAGAUUUUGGUGACAGCAAUGAAGACGAAGAUGGAGCACCACGCCGCGUCUUUCCUCCGGAUUUGGAUCUUUCAAAUAUAGGAUCCAACUUUGAUUUAGCAGAAAUAGAUAAAUAUAGAGAUAAUCACUUACGACUAAAGAAAGCUCACGGACAAAACAAAAACAACCAAGUAACAGAACCACCAAACCCUUCAACUCCAGCUUUGAGUCCUGAACAAGCCCAACAGUUGGCCCUUUUAAGACUGCUCAAUCCAGCGGCAGCAGCACAAAUUCCGAACGUCGUCACAACAUCGAAGCCAAUUCUCAAAUACGAGACCAUUUACGAAUCACAUGUAAUUCCAUUAUUUGAUGGCAAGAAUACAAUUCAUAGUACACUUUCUAGACCGGUAGCAACAAUAACGAAAACGGAAUAUGAAAUUGGUACUAGCAGCCUACCAGCGUUGCCACUCAACCCGCUCUUCCAACAACAGCAACAAUUCACUGUAACUUCGACCCCAGUUGUUUUGAACACUGAAGUUGUUGCAACAGAUAGUCAAAUUAUAAAAUUGACAUUCGGUGCGAAGACACUGUACACGACAUUGUUCACAACUAAAGUUGUUCCGACUGUAUUGACGUCUUACGUUACGUCAUCUAUUCCGGUACAACCAAGCGCAAACUUCCCAGGAUACUUCCCGGCGCCAUAUCCUCCAUUCCCAUAUGUAGGAUAGAGAAAUUAGGCCAGUAGUUUAUAAGUAAAUGGCAAUUAAUUCUAAAACUAAGUCAAAGUCAGUGUUCAUGCGUGUAAUAAUCGUAUAAAAAGUGAACUUUAGAGCUGAAUGCUUAAUAGUGAUAGUGAACUAUAUUGCUCAUACGAUUUAGAAGUAAAUUCUUAAGAUUUGGUAUUAACAUUUGUGAAAGAGCAUAUAAACUGUACGCUGUGUUCCUUUAUUAAAGUGUUAAAAUGCCGAAGAGAAUAAAUUUGAUAGUAACCUUAAUAUUGUUAAAUACCUGAGGAUUACUAGUUAAGAAUAAUUGUGAAAAAUAGGUAUAAAAUUUAUACCGUAAUGUACCGCAAUUUUCUUAUAGAGUAUUUAGUUAUUAG